AAGCGCGCCCGAAAAUCCAACAGCCAUUAAACGCCAAACUAACCUGAUGGGACUCACGUGUUGACUGUCGGAUUAACGACUGUCAGGUUACAGCUUUUAUGUUAAAGCUACAAAAUGAAAGCGCUGCCAUAACCUCGGGCCUGUUUGAGUUGUCAAACUAUUUUAAAAGUGGAGCCAGUGGCCAGCUGGUGAGGCCAAAGCGGGUUUGUGUGACCAAACUGAUGACUUCGCUUGCCAGUAAAAUUGGCUAAUUUACCGUUAAUAAGCUAACGUUAAAUUCAAAAACAGCAAGAUAUAUUUAAACGGGCAGCACUGUCUUUAGCUCCUGACUCCUGACACUUACAAUGAAGGAGAUAAUGAAGUGUGUGAGCCACCAGCAGGCCAGCCUGCUGUUCCACAACAAGUUCAUUGUGGUGCUGGGAGACUCCAUUCAGCGGUCAGUGUACAAAGACCUUGUUCUGCUGUUGCAGAAGGAGAAAUAUCUCACCUUAAAACAACUGAAGACCAAGGGUGAGAUGAGCUUUGAACAGGACUGCCUGGUAGAAGGGGGUCGUCUGAACCAAAUGCACAAUGGAACGGAGUACCGGGAGGUCCGGCAGUUUCGGUCCGCCCACCACUUGGUCCGUUUCUAUUUUGUGACGCGCAUCUACUCACGCUAUAUGCAGAGCAUCCUAGAUGACUUCCGGCAUGGGUUAAAACCAGAUGUGGUCAUUGCCAACUCCUGUGUUUGGGAUAUUUCCAGAUACACUUCCUGUUGGAUCGAUGACUACAAGGAGAACCUUUAUAGGUUCUUUGACGAGCUGAGUGGGAUUCUGCCAGAGGAAUCCCUGUUCAUAUGGAACCUCACCAUGCCCCUGGGAGAGAGGAUCAAAGGUGGUUUCCUGGUCCCUGAGAUUCAAUACAAGGCUCCUCAGCUGCGUUACGAUGUGAUUGAAGCCAACUUCUACAGCGGGGCUCUGGCUAAUGGCUAUGGGAUGGACGUGUUGGACCUCCACUUCCAGUUCCGCUUCUCCCUGCAGCACCGCACGCAGGACGGAGUCCACUGGAACGCCCUCGCCCACCGCAGGAUAACCUCCCUGCUGUCACAACAUGCUGCGCAGGCCUGGGGUGUGUCCUGUCCUCUGGCUACUGUUGAGCAUGCUGUUACUGAUCAGCAGCCAGCCUGUGGAAAUUCUACCAGACACACAGGACUGUUUCAAGCACAGGCUGCCACCGACUAUCACUACCCUCCUCCUAGCAACUAUUUCUCCAUCACAGAGUGGCACCCAACAAAGGGACAUUACAGCGGCUACAGGGAGGAGUUCUGUAGUGAUUCCCUCCCUUUAAGCUACUUGGACUUUGAGAAGAACCCACAGCCACAGGCACAUCGGCAUGAAACCGUAAGAGCUUGCAGACCUUCAGUCCAGACACAGCCUCAUCUACCAGCCCAGAGACAUCAAGAUAAACAUGGAAAUAGAAAUAGAAAUGGUUUCAGCUACAAGCCUUCCCGCCACUUCGAGCCCUACAACGUACCCCAUCAGUACGUGAUGAGGAGCCGACACACCAGACACCACUAUACUCCGUACACCCAUCACAGACCCAGUCAACACGCCCGUCAUGGCCACUACUACUAAGGCAGAGGUGUCUGACACGAUUCUGACCUGAUCAGUGUCCACUUGUGUUAUCAGCUCUUAUCUUUUGCCUCAUCUAUGGGUAUAUUGUUUUAUUUUACAACAGUCCUUUGUGUUAGAACCAUACAGCUUGUAACCACAAGUCCAUCAACCUAGUUGAACUUUUAGAUUUUAUUUGUCAUCAAUGUGUUCAGACAUGCUCCACACAUAGUGGUUCUUUUCUUAUAUUGUAAAUUAACUCCCUGAACUAUAAGUACUCUUAGUACUUAUAGUUCUUUAAAUUCUCAGUUUGUUCUUUUGUUACCAAAAGUAGAUUUUUAAUAUAUUUUUUUUCCAUUUGAAAGCAUUUUUUAUUCUGCACUUUAAAUGUAUCAGGUGCUGCGUUAAAAUAAAGUUAAUGCUUGGAUUUCAA
Thunnus maccoyii (southern bluefin tuna) is the source of this 2022-nucleotide messenger RNA. RefSeq names its product PC-esterase domain-containing protein 1A-like. NCBI's taxonomy places the organism in Eukaryota, Metazoa, Chordata, Actinopteri, Scombriformes, Scombridae. Bases 345 to 1613 code for a protein of 422 amino acids. The record is from RefSeq and is a predicted model, not a curated record. The transcript has 10 exons.